Molecule: messenger RNA, 2259 nt
Organism: Carassius carassius (crucian carp)
Lineage: Eukaryota; Metazoa; Chordata; Actinopteri; Cypriniformes; Cyprinidae
Product: pseudokinase FAM20A-like
Exons: 11
Coding region: 257-1837 (526 amino acids)
Cellular component (GO): Golgi apparatus
Molecular function (GO): protein serine/threonine kinase activator activity
Source: RefSeq, a predicted model, not a curated record
CCUGAAGCAGCACAACGCAGAGAGAGAGAGAGAGAGCUAAGCAGCUUGACUCACAAGGGCACUGCGCUGUUUGGGUCAGAUGUGCGAGCUACUGUGAGGAACAGCAUGCAGCUGUGUUGAAAGGAAUAAGCAGGGAACCGAGUAUUGGUCUGACUAGAAGUUGCAGGAUUCGUCAAUGAAGAAGCGGAGAUCAUUUUAUCGAACUUAGCCAGUUUGGAGGACAUCUCAACCCGGCUGGUCACUCCAGAGUGGCGACAUGAGGAGGGACCGGCUGCUGGUGACCGUCACUUUGGUCACUCUCUUGGUGGCUGACAUCCAUUUCAUCCUGCUUCCCAGACUCAAAACCUGGUAUCAUCUGCCCAGAGAAAGCUGUGCAUGCAGGGUCACCAAUGGCAGCCUGGAGAACGGAGGUACAACGACCGUCCCGUGGACGACCAGCCAGAAUUUCACGGUGGUUUCCACCGAGCGAGGCUCCAAGCUGGAGCGGCUGUUCAGACAUCCGCUCUACAACAUCCGUCUUCCAGAACUGGGGCCCGACGAGCGGCUACUGCAAGAAGAGGAGCUCAUGAAUUACUGCAAGAAGAAAGUGAGCCGCUGGGAGAGAAUGAAAAAGUUCUACAUGGAGGCGGCAGCAGCUUCAAACAUCACUAUUCUCGAUCAUCCCGUGACCUUUGACCCGGAGGCCAGCUGGCUGCGGUUCCAUCUAGGGAUCAAUCGAUAUGCGCUGUAUUCGAGAGACGACAGCAGCGUCGACAGACUCCUGCGAGACAUGCAGACAGCCACCGUCAUCAGCGCAGAUUUCACCCAGGAUGAGAAAGCGCUGAAGGGUGCAUGUGACUGCUCACAAGUGGUUAAACCAAGCGGUCUUCACUUGAAGUUGGCCCUAAAGCUCCAAGAUUUUGGCAAAGCUAUGUUUAAACCAAUGAGACAGGAGAGACACGAAGAGACGCCGGAGAACUUCUUCUAUUUUGUCGACUUUCAGAGACACAAUGCUGAGAUAGCAGCUUUCCAUCUCGACAGAGUGCUGGACUUCCGGAGAGUUCCACCGGUGGUGGGACGAUUCAUUAACGUGACGGGUGAAAUUUUGUACAUAACACACAAUGAGGAGCUGCGCAGUGUCUUCUUCAACUCUCCAGCCAACAACACGUGUUUCUUUGCCAAGUGUUUAUACGUGUGCAAGUCGGAGUACGCCGUGUGUGGUCAUCCUGAUCUGCUGGAGGGCUCUAUGUCUGCUUAUCUACCGGGGUUGAGCAUCGCCCCACGUAUCUCCAUCCCAAACCCCUGGAUCCGCGCCUACAGUUUCACCGGGAGAGAGGAGUGGGAGGUCAAUCCGUUAUACUGUGAUAAUGUCAAAAAACUUUAUCCCUACAACUCUGGGAACAGACUGCUCAACAUUAUUGACAUGGCUAUAUUUGACUUUCUUACAGGAAACAUGGAUAGACAUCACUAUGAAAUUUUCACCAAGUUUGGAGAUGAUGGCUUCCUGCUUCACUUAGACAAUGCCAGAGGAUUCGGCCGGCAUUCAGACGAUGAGAUGUCCAUUCUUGCUCCAUUGACCCAAUGUUGCAUGAUCAAGCGUUCCACGCUGUUUAGACUGAAGCUUUUGGCGAAGUCCGAGUACCGCCUGAGCGACGUCAUGAGGGAAUCCCUCUCCAGAGACCCUCUCUCUCCAGUCCUGACUGAGGACCACCUGCAGGCCUUGGACCGCCGGCUCGGCCAUGUGCUCAGGACAGUAGGAAAGUGUGUGAAGAAGCUGGGAGAACCACAAGUGGUGAUCACAGAUUUUGUAGAGUCAUCCAGAGUAACUACAAGCCACCCAAGAGGAAACAACAGGUGACAGAACGACAAGAGUGAGGGCUUGAGGAGAUAUCAGCUAUCCACUGAAGUGACGUUAUGAUAACUUUCAGACUAAGCCGCUGAACUAAAUCACCCGUCCUGUCCAAAAUCAUGGCAUCUAAGGACAUCAGGAGGAAAAAUUAUUCAUAUUUCUGAUUGGUUAAAAAGGGCUGUAUAAUAUUCUUAACUGUCAAAAUUAUGAGAUAAAAAGUCACAAUUAUGAAUUUAACAAAGUUUCACAAACUAAAAUGAAGAGAGAAGGUCACAUAGAUAAAAAAAAAAAUGAAAUUAUGACAAUUAUGAGAGAAUCAAAACUAUGAGAUCGUUAAGUAAUUAUUGAGAUGAUGAGCUCUGAAAUUGACAAGAAAUUUAAAUUAUGAGAUAAAAGUUGAAAUGUUCGUGAAACUUCUAAAUAUGAGAUAA